AGUGAUGGUGGUGCUGCCGUAGGCUUCCUGAGCAAAGUUUGCUGCUCUAAAGAAGUCUUUGGAACCACGCGCGGGGGAAAAGACCACCAAUUGUGGAAUACUGGCGGUUGAUUGAAGCGCGUGCGAGAGUGACUCCGGGAAGCUUUUCCUGGUGUGUGUGUGUGUGUGCGCGCGCGCUACGUGUCCUUGACGACGGGGGAAUUUUGGGAGCCGCACAAACUAGUUUUGUGUGCUUCGGAGAGAGAGACGGAGUCAGGCGAGCUAGCGCGUUAGCACGGCUCAGCUUGCUGUGUUCAGCUCACGCGAACCGUGUGUUUUUGUACUAGUAGACAAGUACGUUAAUAACGUAAUAAAUACUUUACUAAUUUAAAGAGUAUUCGGUGGUUAAAUAAACGUAUGGAUAUUUUGCUUGAUUCAUUAGCCUGGGAUGAGCAGGUACUUUUGUACCUGUUGCUUACGGCUUGAAAACUCUCAUGUCGGCCAGUGGGGAAUGUGUUUUUUCUUGCUGGAGUUUUUUUUUUUUACAAGAAUAAAACAAACUUAAGGGCGGACUUGAACUGAUAUUGUUGCCUUUACUAUAAAGAUUAUGUUUAAAACGGGGAGCGUUUGUUUAGAAAGUACUCUGGCUACUGUGGAUGUCCGAGCUUCAGAUACACUUUGCACUCCCAGAUUGGUUGGCUGGUUAACGUGGAAACAAAGCAAUGGGUCUCUUAACCUCUGUUAAGCAGGACUUAACCUGAGCAACUCGCCAUUAACGAGACGUUCAUUUGAUAUAAAGUUAACCAGAAUUUGUAAGGAACUUUGUGUGUGGAUGUGUCAGAAGGGAAUUCAACAAUUGGACUAGUUUUUACUUCGAUUUGACAUCAGGGCACCUUAUGGUGUUCCUGCAGGCACAGAGACAUGGAUGUUCCCCAGGCCGUUUUCCCAAACGGUGAGGGGCGCCAGAGCCUCGAAGACCAUGUCUGGACGGAGUCGUCCAAUUCGGGGACUUGGGCUCAUUCUGCUCCCGUGUGUCAUCGUUCGCUCUGGACUGCAGUCUUCGACUAUGAGGCUAGCGGGGAGGACGAGCUUAGCCUGCGGCGUGGAGACGUGGUGGAGGUCCUGUCUAAGGACGCUGCUAUCUCGGGAGACGAAGGGUGGUGGACUGGGAAAAUUAACCGUCGCGUGGGCAUCUUCCCAUCAAAUUAUAUUACGUACCAACCAGCCAUUUAUAGACUUCCCGCCGGUGGCUCAGUUGGGGCUCGUGUCAGUGACCCGUCCGCCCCUGUUCAGAUACCUUUUUCUGAACUUGUUUUAGAAGAAAUAAUCGGCGUUGGUGGUUUUGGCAAAGUUUACCGGGGUACUUGGAAAGAGCAGGAGGUCGCGAUGAAGGCAGCUCGGCAAGACCCUGACGAGGACAUUAAAGCAACUGCAGACAGUGUUAAGCAAGAAGCCAAACUUUUUUCAAUGCUGCAACACCCUAACAUUAUUAAACUGGAGGGGGUGUGUUUGGAUGAGCCGAACCUGUGCCUAGUCAUGGAAUAUGCCCGAGGAGGGACUCUGAACCGCGCCUUGACGGGCAGGAGGAUCCCCCCUCAUGUCCUUGUGAACUGGGCCGUCCAGAUCGCCAGAGGCAUGCAAUAUCUCCACGAGGAGGCUGUAGUUCCCAUUAUUCAUCGAGAUCUGAAGUCCAGCAACAUUUUGUUACUUGAAAAAAUCGAAAAUGAUGACAUUGGUCGAAAAACUCUGAAGAUUACUGACUUUGGCCUGGCUCGAGAAUGGCACAAAACGACCAAAAUGAGUGCAGCUGGAACUUAUUCCUGGAUGGCUCCAGAGGUCAUCAAGUCCUCCCUGUUUUCCAAAGGGAGUGAUGUUUGGAGUUAUGGAGUCCUCCUUUGGGAAUUAUUGACUGGAGAGGUUCCUUAUCGUGGCAUUGAUGGUCUGGCAGUUGCCUAUGGUGUGGCCGUCAACAAAUUAACCCUUCCCAUUCCAUCUACCUGUCCAGAGUCCUUCGCCAAGCUCAUGGAGGAAUGCUGGGAGCAGGAUCCCCAUAUCCGUCCAUCUUUUGCCACCAUCUUGGAGCAACUGACUGCCAUAGAGGAGGCUGUAAUGGCAACUAUGCCACAGGACUCCUUCCACUCAAUGCAAGAGGACUGGAGAGUGGAGAUCCAAGAGAUGUUUGAUGAGUUACGCACUAAAGAAAAGGAGCUCCGUUCUCGGGAGGAGGAACUUACGCGAGCAGCCCUUCAGCAGAAGUCUCAUGAAGAGCUUUUGAAGAGGAGGGAACAGCAACUGGCCGAGCGAGAAAUUAAUGUGCUUGAACGAGAGCUCAACAUCCUCAUCUUCCAACUUAACAAGGACAAGCCCAAUGUUAAGAAACGGAAGGGCAAGUUCAAGCGCAGCCGUCUGAAGCUCAAAGAUGGAAACCGCAUCAGCUUACCCUCAGAUUUUCAGCAUAAGAUCACAGUUCAGGCCUCGCCCACUAUGGACAAGAGGAGGAGCCUUAACAGCACCAACUCCAGCCCCCCCAGCAGCCCUACACUAAUUCCCCGCCUCCGUGCCAUCCAGUUAGUGAGCCACCCAGGUGACAGUAGCCGAAGGGACAGUAUGUUUGUGUAUCACCAAGAUGUGGAUAUCACAAGCGAGUGUACACCACCUAGCGGGUUUAGGAAAAAAGUGACCCUGGACGAGAGCAAUAGGACAUGGGGUCGGAGCACCAAUUACAAACCUGAGGAGUUUGAAGAUGUUAAAAAAGGGUUUAAGAAGAAGGGGCGCACAUGGGGACCAAGCUCCGUUCAGACGAAGGAAAGGGGAAAUGGUGCUGAAAGAGUUCGACCUCUCUCAGAUGGAAGCAGUCCCUGGUCCACUAGUGUUCUGAAAGCCCAGAAAUCUGUUCCAUUAGCUGCGUUAUUUGCAGAGCAGGAAACCGGUAAAGAUGAAAUAUGCUCUUCUGAUGGAUCCGACAACAAACCAAAGCAACUCAAGUUCCCCAACCAGGUGUAUAUUGAUCUACCUAUGUGGAAAGAUGAGCAGGGGGAGAGCCAGGGGCUGGGUGGAGGAGGAGGUGACAGCCAGGAGGACUCUACAACAUCCACCAGUUCCACCAACACCACACCGCAGCACACGCCCACAAACAGCCUAAAGCGCGCCGCCACUCGCCGCCGCAUUGACUGUGUUCUGUACGGAUGCGCCUCCAUCCUGGCGUCCGUCGCAUUUGGCUUUGACCUGCGAGAGGUCUGUAAGGCCCCUGCCAGUGAGGAACCAGAACCACGUGAGGAAAAAAAAAAACGAGAGGGCCUAUUUCAGCGUGCUACUCGCUUCCGCCGCAGCACCAGCCCCCCUAGUGGCAGCUCUCGCAAGGAUGAGGUCACCGCAGGGCCUGUAAACCUGCUCGCCAUGUCAUCGAUUUCAGAGUGUAACUCCACCAAGUGCCUCCUGCAGUCAGAUUUUGUGGUCUCUUCUGGGUACGGUCCAGUGAAAGAUUCUCCGCCCAUUUCCCAGACAGAUCAGAACAGUGUGAUAUCCACUGUGAGAAGUGAUGUUAUCCCCACAACCCCCUUAAAAGAUCAUAAUUUUGGAUCCAACUCUAGGCUUAGAAGAAAGAAGUCCAGUCCUGCUGUGUGUCAAACCAUUAAUGGCAGCAGUAACUCUCAGAACAGCCCUGCUGAUUGCUCUACCGCUUCUUCAUUCUUAAGAAAGAAGCCUGACAGAGAGCCUGCUCAAGAGGAGCAAGCUCACACCGAUUCAGUUUCCAGACCCAGACCACUUUCCCUUAGAGGCAAAUCUCACUCCUGGGGUCUUCUAAAGAGUCGCAACAAGAGCUAUUCUCUCGGGCACUAUUCUGGGGAGAAGAGUGCUCAAAACUUGAACAUUGUCCUCCCCACAGAGGUCAAAAUGGGCUGCUCUUUGUUGGACAUGGACACAGAGAGUCAGAAACGAGACUGUACUGUUCCCCUCUGUCGAAUACAGAGCGGUCCAAGCCGGCCCUCUGUCUUCGAACUGGAGAAAGAGUUUUUAUCCUGAAUUAUGCUGCCUUUUUUCCUGGAGGACAAUCUUACUUUUGUCUUUAAUAUGUCUAUUCUGCAUUUGUUUUUUUGUGUUUUCUUUUUUCAAAAAGAUUAAUAUCAUGGCCUUUGAUCUAUAUUUGAGCCAUUGCUGCUGGAGUUAUUCUAUGGUACUUUUUAUUUAUAUUCUGUUAACUUUGAUAUGUAAUUUAAUAUGAAGUGACAUAUUUGAAGUGAAUGAUCAAUAUUCCAGUGAAUUUACUGUAGGAUUGCUGGUUUGUUGUUUUUACGCAAGAACUUGAAUCAUACACCUUUUAACCUGAUGAACAAUAUCACAGAUUAUUUUAGAAACUACUGAUAUUGAAAGAAUUCAGGCAUUUUAGUCUCUGUCACAUAAUUUCACAUGAAAGUCAUGAGCAGGGCCUACAGUGUUUAUAGAAAUAUGAAAUAGAUGUUGGAAAGAGUUACUAUUAGUGAACUGAUGAAAUGGUAUAGCUAAUUAACAGAUGUUUUGCUCCAAAUAGCUGAACAAAAAAACUCUGAAUUUGCUUCCGUAUCGUAAUAGCUCAUUUGUCCUACACCAAUACAUGAUCUUGCAUUUGGAAGGUUUGUCUGUAAUGACCUGUUUGAAAUGGAUUCCUGAACCAUGCAGUUGUCCACUUUAUUUGAAUGAAAUUGUUUUCUUAACGCUGUAUUGGAUACCCAAUUCAUUGACUUGACACAUUUCAUUUCUGGAUGAAUUACAUGCACCUUGUGACAUUUUUACCAUUAAUUUAAUGCAGUUUUAUGUAAUUAUGUCUGCUCUGAGUGUACACGCUGUAUUGUAGAUCUACAAUACAGGCGUAGUAGUAUAGGUUGCAUUUCUUUAAUUAAUUUAGGCAUGAAUCCAAUGUUGUUGAUCAUCUGUCUCAGUGUUGUUGGGAGGCACUGUCUCAGAACUUUGUAUAUUGAAAUCACAUUGUCAGUCUACUGCCAAUUAAUGAAAAUGAAUGAAAACAAUAUUGAAAAGAGUAUUUUAGCUAUGAUUUCCAUCAUUCUGAUGUGUUAAAUAUCACAUUCCACGUUUGAUACACCAAUAAUUUCAUUCAGAUGCCAGAAUGCUAUUAAAAUUUACACUGCAGAGGGUUCAGUAAAACUUCAAAAUAGAAUGUUUAUCAGCGUAACUUACUGUUAAAUCAUGAUUUGUUGUAUCUUUGUAUGUUAGUUAUUUAAGGCUGCAGCCAUAAAUCCAAAAUGGUCUUUUGACUGUCAAUCUUUAUAUUUUAACUGGACUCUCAUUAUACUUU
Messenger RNA from Xyrauchen texanus (razorback sucker), 5269 nucleotides. It is a transcript of the gene map3k21, whose product is annotated as mitogen-activated protein kinase kinase kinase 21. Gene Ontology annotation, molecular function: protein binding; JUN kinase kinase kinase activity; ATP binding. The transcript has 11 exons. The record is from RefSeq and is a predicted model, not a curated record. Gene Ontology annotation, biological process: protein phosphorylation. The coding region runs from base 901 to 4002 and encodes 1033 amino acids. Lineage: Eukaryota; Metazoa; Chordata; Actinopteri; Cypriniformes; Catostomidae.